Messenger RNA from Erythranthe guttata (spotted monkey flower), 1151 nucleotides. RefSeq names its product zinc finger (AN1-like) family protein (gene PMZ). Lineage: Eukaryota; Viridiplantae; Streptophyta; Magnoliopsida; Lamiales; Phrymaceae. Gene Ontology annotation, molecular function: zinc ion binding. Gene Ontology annotation, cellular component: cytoplasm. The record is from RefSeq and is a predicted model, not a curated record.
GUUAACUAAUACUAUAGUCACUAGCAAUAAUGCUAUGAAUAUUUAGAUUUAAAAAAAUUAAGACAUCAAUUUUGACCAUUAGGAUGAGAGUAUUAACAUAACUCAUGACUAAUUGCUGAUUAGCCUGAUUUAAGAAAAUUGGGCUCAUAAGCUUGACUAAUAAUAUGGGCCUAAGUAUUAGUUAUUAAAAAUUGGGCCUACAAUUGUAUGACGUGGAGUUUCUAGAAACUUCGGGUCCAAAGUCCAAAUUGGUCGGUGGUCAAUUUCUUUGCGUUGUUUCCUCCUGCUCAAGAAAUCCUAAUAAAAUACAAUUUCAAAUCCUCCCAAAUUCAUCCUUAUAUAUAUAUAAGAAAAGCUCGCCGGAGGUUCGAUACAAUCUCAUAAAAAAUUUCCGGCGAGAAAUAUUCAAAAUUCAAAAAUAAAAAACGAAGAGAUGGGAGGCGGAACCGAAGUUUUUCCGGAUUUAGGACGCCACUGCCAACAAUCUGAUUGCCGCCAGCUCGAUUUCCUGCCCUUCGAUUGCGACGCAUGUCACAAUGUGUUUUGCUUAGAACACCGAUCGUACAAAUCGCACGAAUGUCCCAAAUCCGACAUCAAAAGCCGUAAGGUAUUGGUCUGCGAGAUCUGCUCCACGGCGGUUGAAACUACCGGACUAGUUGGAGAAGACGAGAAGAAACUUCUAGAGAGGCACGAAAAGUCGGGCGACUGCGAUCCAAAGAAGAAGAAGAAACCAAUUUGCCCUGUGCGUCGGUGCAGAGAGAUUUUGACGUUCUCAAACACGUUUACGUGCAAGAGUUGUCGGAUGAAGAUUUGUCUGAACCAUAGGUUUCAUGCGGAGCACACGCGCGAGCACCUGAGAUCGUCUUCAGCUUCGGCUACGUCUUCAGCUUCGGCUACCGCUGCUACUAACAAGUUUUUGGCUGCUAUGGCUGCAAGGAGUGGGAAAGACUGCGGAACCAAAAUUUCUGCUCAUAGUCCGCAGCCAACUGUUAAAGCCUAUUGAUUCAUUGAAAACAUUGCUAUAACUAUUCGUUUUCUUUUCGGUGUUUUUUUUUUAAAUUGAGAGGGUGGAGUUUAUUUAUGCAGAAAUUGUUGAUCUCUCUAUAAUGGCUUGAAUGUCAAGUUCAUAACUCAUUGUAUAUAUUUACGCA